GGAAAAUCAUCCUUCGCAAGAAAUAAAAGCUAGCAAGGGGAUCACGGAGACCUAGAGGUUUGAGGUGAAAGACGAAUCUCCAGCUUUAACAGGAAUGUGGUUGUUAAGCCUGUAUUAGUGCUAACAGCCUAGAGAGUUAUCCGGCUGGGACUUCUGUCUCUUGGGUAAAGUUGGGUCAAAUUCGUAAAUGUGUCCCGUCCAUCAAUAUGGACUUGAGGCUUUCUCCGUCGGAAAGGACAAAAAAAGGAGACGUGCAUUCGCAGAGGAGAAAAGUCAUCUUCGGGAUCUGAGUUUGGUUUUUUUGCCCCUCUUCUUCUCUCCCCCUCCCCCCCCGUUUACUUCCCUCCUCCCUCUCUCUUCUCCUCUCUUUUUCCUUUCCCUUUCAUGCUAUCCCUCUCAGCCCGCUAUUGUUGUCGUGGUCGGGAGCUGGAAGCCUGCGCUCGGAGUGGGCUGGGCGGACAGCCUGGGAGCCGCGAGCCGGGCCGGGGCCGCCGCCGCCGCCUCCGCCUCCGCCGCCGCCACGACCCGGAGCCCCGUUGCUAGGAGGCUUCAGGACUGACUUCAGCGUGGACUGACUAGCUCCCCCACUUCCCCACGAGUCCCGGGUUUCCUCCUCAUCCUGCACCCGCCAGUGGGAACAGGCUCCUCAUCCGAGAGAACAGCGUAGCGGACAUUUCCCCGGAUCAUCCCUCAUCAGACCAUCAGGUGUGUGCAAGGCUAUGAGUGCGAGCGAGGCCCCUGCAAAGAGAGGGACCGAGAGGACGCUUUGUGUUGGAAGGAGGAGACGGCGCAGACGCAGCGUGGAAGCCGCCUGGGUAGUGUUGUCUGACGUGCUGAAUGUGCGGUACAGGGGAGCCGUAGCAGGUUUCCAAGUGAGAGAGAGGGCGGUGAGCAAAGACCCGCAUCAGAGCGAUGACCAUUGGCGGAUGCAGGAAGGCUCGGUCCAUGAUCCUCCUGGGAUGGAGCCAGGAAGCAGACUAGAACCAGGGGCUUGGAGGGCAAGGACAGGCAUCACUGACAAAGAAACUGAAACUGCUGGAAAACCCAGGGGUAAAUGUGCCAAAGCUGGCGAACGUGACCUCAGAAGCCUCUUUUAUGCCCAUGGCACACCUGCCACCUCCGCGGUGCCCCUGCCAGGCUCGGCCCAGGCCCUCAGCCGUCAUGAGCCCCCGGAGAAGCAGGGCAGCACCCCGCAUGGAAGCCCAACCCUCCCCUUCGAGGUCUGGGGCAAGCCAGCAGUAGCAUUUGGCAAUCCGGGAAGUCAGAAAGGAGCCCCGCAAGGGGGCCACCAUCUGCAAGGGGACCUGGAAGGCCAGUCCCUCAGCCCCAGGGCUUGGCAUGGAACAGAUGCCCCUGUGGACUCAGGACCUAGACACCAGAACGACCCAAGUUCUGCAGCAGCAAGAGCCUGUGUGUGUGAGUUAGAAUCUCACCGUGCCCUAUGUGUACAGUGGACCUGGUGAGGCCUGCCUCUGCAGUGGAGUGCCUGAGUUACCUGGGACAACCCCCCUAAACCUCUCUGGACCUCAGUCUCCCCAGCUCUAGAAUAGGAGGUGGGGCUCCUCACGAGGGGUGCAGGGCCUACCUGGCCUCUCCGCUCUCCAGUUGUUUUGUGACACCCAGGGGACAUUGCAGGGCUUACCCUCAGGCACCCACCCUCCGGGCCACCCCUGGGGCUCACUUCCAGGCAGGGAGCGGCUUCCUUGAUGCCCCAGGAUGCCUUGUGGCACUAGCUCUUCCUUAUCCUUGAGCAGACUUGGACCCUGCUUCCAGGCCUUGGUCUUGCUCACUGGUGGAGGUUGGACAUGGAAUAUCCCCGACUAGUCCUCAGUUUCCGCAUUUGUAAAGUAAGAGACUCGCCCUAAGUGACCUCAUGGGAUGACCUCCCAUUCUUGUCUCUUGCAGGUGUGUGCAGUGGUCAGUGGCAGGCAAAUUUUAGUCACAGGGCUCACAGUGUGACCCCAGGAUUCAGGUUUCAUGCCCCCCUAGCCCUGAAGUCAGUGCCCCUUCUCCACUCCGCCCAACCUCACAGAAAGUGCUGCAGAAGCUCCGAGGUCUCUCCUCCUUUUCCUUCUGAAAGAUUAAAAGAAAGAGGACUGGGGAUGCCCUCCGAGGUGCCAGGGGUCUCCACCUUCCUGCCACAUGGCUCCCCGUCAGGCCUCUGACCCCCUUUCCCCAUGGAGUGGAUCUGAAGGGACAUCUGCUGGGAAGCUUCUGCUUCAGUCUGACGUUCAGGUCCUUGCCUCACUGGAAGCUCUGACUUUGAGCCAUGGCCCGAGGACCUCCCCAGGAGAGGAGGGAAUGAGGGACCCUGUAGCCAGAGCCUUCAGGAACCUUGGCAGGGGCUGAGCCCAAAGCACCCUCACAGUGAUCACAGGGGCUGAGUCUAACUUUCUGAAGAAUCCCAGCAGAGAUCACCCAGGCCUGGGGUGGGGAGGGGGACAGGGCAGCAUCUGAGACGCCUUCAGUCCCAUGGCUACUUGGCCAAGGCUGCCCUAGAAAAGGGCCUUUUGUGCCCUUCCUGCCUGAUCCAGAGGCUCUAGCAUCCCCCAGAAGACCUCAGGCCCCUGCCGUGGCAAUGGCAUCUCCUCACCAUUAGAUGGUCCCCCACAUAGGACCCCCUGGAGUCCCCAGAAGUGUCCAAAGCCAUGCCAACAGGCUCCACGCACGGGGACUGAGGGGUCAUUAUGGCACUAGGAAAAGCCAUUGAGAGCCUUGAGCUGGGGGCUCCCUGGAGGCCAGGAAACAUGUCGGGGGCCAGGAGGGGAAAAUACAUUGCCUCUCAUGGGUGGGGGCCUUCCUGGGUCUUGUUUCAUGAAAAGUAGCUUCAGUGUCCCUGGCACCACAGUCAGGCAUUUCCAUGCCAGCACACCAAAGCUUGGGAGGUCACCAGGGAAUGAGCUUCACUUGAGGUCUGAGACCAGGCCUUCCUGGCCCUCGGGGCCCAUCCUCAGGGCCAGACCCCAGAGGGACAUGGGUGGUGCUGCUGUCCCUGGCCAGCUCCUGGGGUCCCCUGGCAGAUGGGAACAAUUUGGGGAUCCCUUUGUCCUGGGUCGGAUGCCAGCCAUGGCCUCUCAGCCCUGAACUAUGAUUGGAAAAGCAGCUAGUUAUCCUGGGGUUUGGCUCCAGGGCCCAGAACUGAAGGUGGGUUUGAGGGUGGGGGGAGUCCCAAGUGGGUAUCGCCCCUUCUCUGUACCCAGAAAUCCUGAGGCUCCCCACAGACCCUGGUUCUAAAGCAGUAGCCACUUCCCAGCCUGGAGAGAGUUAAGUCCUUUGUCAUGGAGAAGUCAUUGGGAGAUGGAAAUGUCACAUUGUGCUUUCAUCUUAAACAUCUGUUCCACUGCAAAGCCAACUGUUGCCAGAGUUAUUUUUUGUCCUUUUAUUUUUUUUUAAGAAGAGAGAGAGAGAAAAACGGCCCAGAGCCUUUGAGGCCGGCAUUCUGUUUACCACUGAAAACGACUCUCUGGUUAUCAGCCAAAUGCAAUCGUGGCUGCUUUGUCAGAAUCAAAAUGGCGGCCUUUGGGCAUGACUCACUUGGCAGAGUGCAGCUGCAUUCUGUCCCUGCCUAGCUUUCUGUCCUUAAGACCCUCCCCACUCUGAUCUCCCACACUCAGUGAAUCCAGAGCCUCCCCUAUGAUUUCAGGAGCACUCCCCAUGGGGGGAGGGGUGGGGAGACUGAAUGGAAGAAGCUCAAAUGGGGGAUGCCCAGAGAUCUUGCCUUCAUCCCCCAAGGUUAGCCUGGACCCAGAAGCAUCUAUCCCCAUGGCACUGACAGGGCCGGGUCUUGGCAAGAACAGUAUAGACUGGCCAAGCCCCAGACUGGCCAGAAAGUUCUAGAAAGAAACAAUGGGCCUUGCUGAGCUUGGUCAUCUCACAGGUCUAAGGCAGGGGGUGGGGGUGGGGGUGACCCUGUUUGUGAGGGAAAGAAAAGCACAGAAUGCAUGAUUCUAGAGCUGGAAGGCACCUCAGAGGCCGUCUGAUUCAAUCUGUUCAUUUUACAAAUGAGGAAACUGACACCCAGAGAAUUGCCCAAGGUCAGGGUGGGAUUUGAAACCAGUACCUCUGACUCCAGAUUUAGUAACCUAACCUGCUCAUUUUAUAAAUAGAGAAACUGAGGUCUAAAGAGGGUGACAGGCUCCCAUAGCAAAUUACUGGCCAGCCCAGGAUGAGAACCCACAUCAAGGGGAGGUGUGCUUUUUACCUUACUUUCAACCUAAUACCAAAUAAAUAGGAAGUCUGAGGGUUUGAGUGGAAAGAACGUCUUUGGAAACCUCAGAGGAAUCCCAAAUGUUCCUGGUAAGCCAAGGGGCAUAGGUGGUAUCAAGUCUUGGCCCACUCCACUACUAACCAACCCCAUGGGCACUGUGGGUAACUUACCCCUCCCCCACCCCCACCUUAGCCUCAGUUUCCUCCUUUGGCAAAUAGGGAUAAAGAACUCUGCCCAAGCUUCUUCCUCCAGAUGGGUUGUAAGGAUCAAAGAUGUACAGAGCAGAUUCUGUGGCAGCCCAAGGCUCCCGGGAUAUUGGUGAAUCAUUCGGCUCCUUCGGUCAGCCAACAUUUCCUGAGAGCCUCCUAGGCACAGAUGCUGGGGCUGGGCACUGAGGCUAGACCAGACAGUGGGUGUGAAAGCUUCGGUGAUGAGGGUACAAAGGGAGGCCGCACCCCCUAGUCCCAGCCGAGCACAAAGAACCACAUGUCUCAGGGGCAUCUCUGCCAGAGAAUCCUCCAGCCUGGGCUUGCUUGGAGACCCCUGUGGACCAGGAGCCCCACCUCCUGAGGCAGCUCCCAUGGGGAGGAACGCGGGAAGUGACCUCUGUGCCAUUGCUCCUGCCUCUGGGGAAGGGUCACGUGGACCAAGCCUGGUCCUCUCUCCCAGUAACAGCCCCAGGGAUGUGGGAAGACCUAAAAGUGCCCGAUGUUGCUGAGGGCGCCUCUCAAGACCCUGCACUGUCCAGAGCACCUGCCCCUCCUCAGUGGCCCAUGCAGCCAAGCAGGCAGCAAGCACCUGGGAGAUGCCUCCCCUGUACUUGGCACCAGAGAUCCGGAGACCAAACCAAACCACUUCUGCCCUCAGGAAUGGCCAUUCUCCUAGGGUAGAUGGCACAUAUGAAGUCGUUGGUGGGGGAUGCCCCGGUAGAUGGCAGAGGGUCUCAGGAAAGGGCUCCUGGGGGAGGCUGAACUUAAAGGAGGUCGGAAUUCUAGGCCCACCCCUGCAUGUCCUAAGCCCACAUCUAGAGUAGCCCCGGGAAGGAAAUCUGCUUUCCGGGAGAAGUGGGGAAAGAGGCGGGCAGUGUGCGCAGUUGCAGUGGCUCACCAUCUGUCUAGCCUUCUUUCCUUCUAGGUGUUCCAGCACCCCAGGUUGGAUGGCCAGCACCCCGUUGGAGAAUGACUGCCCUUUGGGGUGAGGUAGUAGGUUGUAUAGUUUGGGGGUCGCUCCCUCUGUCUGUGAGAUAACUAUACAGUCUACUGUCUUUCCCGAAGUGGCUGUGACAUCGCCGCUGGAGGGAGCCCAGAGAGCCUUGCUAGGCUGCACCGAGGGCCUGAGGGGGGAGGGGGAGCCCCAUCACUUCAGGGGCUGAAGGGAGAAUCAGAGGUAUGGGGCUGGAGCUAGGGCAGCGCUGCUGGCUGGUGGCCCCAGGCCCCUGGAGGCUAAGCUCAGGGGUUAUUGUUUCUGUGAAUGUCAGGGAUGGGAGGGGGCUUUGGAAAGCCUCUGGUCCAGCCUCUCGUUUGAUAGGCCCUAGCAGGGAAGGGGCUCACUCAAGGUCCCUAGGAAGUCCCUGUGCAGGUGGCCUGCGUCCCCAGGUCUCCCCAGCCCACUCCAGGGUCAGACACACUUGACAGUGAGUGGUUUCCUUACUCACUUAGAAGCCCAACAGUCCAGACACAGGCGAUCGAGGGGCACGAUGUUCAUUGGCCCAGACAUGUAGGCUGGCCCUCAGGCCAGAGGAAUGAAGCUUAAGUGUGAAGGGGAAGGCCUGGAUAGACACAUUGGGGAACCUUGGUCUACCUUCCCACUCCUCCGGACUCACACCGUGCCAAAGGCUGACCCAUCCAUGCAGGAUGAUUUGGAAAGGUGUCUGUGAAUACCAACAAGUCAUGCCAUUUUCUUUCCUCACUUUUGGGCAGGGUAUUGUGGUGGAGCUCUGGGCUGUCUCUGUGUCACUAGGUAGCCUAUCGGGGGAGACAAGCACUGGCCUGGGAGCCGGGAGACCCAGAACAGCUGUGUACCUCAAUUUCCUUUUCUGUAAAAUGAGCAGGCUGGCCUCCACGACCCCUUAGGUUCCCUUUCUAGCUUUGACAUUCCAUGGAAUUUUCCUUAUCUCUUGUAUCAUACCCCGCUCAAGUCAGCAGCUUCUCUGGAGGGGCUGAGUGCUGAGUGGUUGGGAGGGGGCCAGAGAGGCGCCUCCCAUCAGGCAGGAAUGGCCUGCAACCUUUGUGAAAGGCCCUGGGGUCUUAGAGCAGGGCUUCUGUGGGAACUAUCUCCAUAUCACUGGUUUCCUUGGUAAAUCUGGGUUUUAUUGGACAACUCUGAGAAGGAAUCCAUGGGCUACCCAAGGGGUCCAGGACCCUGGGGAGGUUCCAAGCCCCUGACUGAGCCAGAAGGCUCUCUGGCCAGCUUUCCUUUUACAAAGCACACUGGGGCACAGGGAGGGGGGAAAGAGCUCAGCCAGGGGUCACAGUGAGCUGGAGCCAGUGGCCUCCUCAGCUUUGCCCAGUCCUGGGAAUGUGUAAGAGAAGUCUAGGUGGGUGGAGGCAGAUUGCCUUGCGGGCAGGGGGGCUUUGGGGAGCAACAGGAGAGACGGGACUGGAGACUAGGAGUAGGAUUGGGGAGCCUUUUCCCUCAGGCCCAGGGUCGGAUUCUUGGGCCUGAAAGAAGCCUGCGCGGCCACCACCUCGGACAGCCUCUGCUCAGCGCCUCGCGGGGUGAGGUAGUAGGUUGUGUGGUUUCAGGGUAGUGAUUUUGCCCCAGUCAGAAGAUAACUAUACAACCUACUGCCUUCCCUGAGGGGCUGCCUCAGCCCACCCGUGGCCAUCACCGGGCCCUCGCAGCUGCCCAUUGGGCCCCCACUGCUAACCACCAGGUCCUCACUACUAACCCUUGGGCUUUCAUGGCAGCCUGGUCCUCUCACGGCUGCCCACUAGUCCCUGGCUGCUCAAGGUUCCCUGACUCUUAGGAGGGACAUCCACCCACCCAGGCAUUGGGGUAAGCUUCCCCCAGCCCCUAAGCCUUUGUCCAAGGCUGGUCACUCUGGGGGUGACCAGGCCAGGGAUUGGGCAAUUUUAAAAAUAAAGUCCAUUGUAAUGGGAAUUCUGGUGGAAUGAGCCUGUUUUCAUUUGUUUUCAUGAAAUAUUGAUCCACAUGGGGUUCCAGGAAUGUACCAUUCUUGGCAUGGGAAGCAGACAGUUCUAGGGCUCCACUAAGUGCCCAAACUUGUGGGCAUCGUGUGGGAAGAGUCCUGUGUGCCAUACUGUGUGUGUCAGUGUAUUAGUGUGGGGUGUGUCUGUGUGUGGUGUGUGUGAGU
Molecule: messenger RNA, 7523 nt
Organism: Dromiciops gliroides (monito del monte)
Lineage: Eukaryota; Metazoa; Chordata; Mammalia; Microbiotheria; Microbiotheriidae
Exons: 8
Coding region: 720-1463 (247 amino acids)
Source: RefSeq, a predicted model, not a curated record